Molecule: messenger RNA, 2748 nt
Organism: Xenopus laevis (African clawed frog)
Lineage: Eukaryota; Metazoa; Chordata; Amphibia; Anura; Pipidae
Product: probable N-acetyltransferase 16
Exons: 4
Coding region: 687-1766 (359 amino acids)
Source: RefSeq, a predicted model, not a curated record
CAGUUUUGACCAUAAAAAAAAUGUGAAAAUUUGAAUUUUUAAUUCGACCCUUCAGAAAUCUGCCCCUUUGUGUAUUCUGUUUAAGUUUCGUUGUACCCCUGCACCAACAAACAGCUUGAAGGCGGAUAUAAGGAACGUAUUAGUCAUGUGACCCACAGAUGUAUAUAUUAAGAUGUGAAAGUACAUUUCCCUGCUAACAGAAAUGCUUUGUCUGUCUGCCAAGGAAGCCUGCGGAGUAGAGAUAAGGAAAGUAAAACAUAUACGCGAGGCUCUUCUGUCUGUAGGCCAGAUCUGUAGAAUAAUAUCAAGUGUUGCUGUUGUUGUAAUGAGAUGAAAUGGCAUGAUACAGCUUGGACUGAUGCCACCCACUGCCAGCACCGCAAAUUCACUCCGAGGACCGACCAACACUGAGGAUCUGGAAUCCAAUAGUACCAGAAGGCUCAUUUAUCUGGAAACGGAGCCCCAACAGCAGAAUUCCGAGAAUAAUUCAGGACUCCAUUGCCCCAGCAGAGUGCACUUCAUGGACUAGAGUAUGUGAAGUCGUUGUGCACAGAAAGGUAAAUGUGGCGCUGUGAGGUGGGGCCACAGAAAUAAGGAAAAAUGGAAUAACUAUCUCACCCGGAGUUCAGCCAGUAGAGAGAAAGAGUAUCUUCUCACUUGGCAGAGGGGGCAAGGAUUGUUUUGCAAUGUCUAGGCACCCACGUCCAGAUGUGGAGAUCUUCCAAGCUGCUUCCAGCGACUACACUGAGUUAAUGUCCAUCUCAGAAGGAAUAUAUAGGGGAGUGGAUCCUCUGCCUUUCAAGUACCAUGAGUGGUUGGCAGAUCCUCAGCGGAAGAUGUUCUUGGCCAAGUUUGAAGAACAAGUGGUAGGUUUCAUGUCCUUCCUGCUGGUAGAUAAUGGUACAACAGCUGUGGCUGAAGGUCUUCGUGUUGCCCCCUGGAUAAGAGGCUGUGGGAUAGCUAAAGCUUUGCAGAAGUUUUGUCUAGACAACCUGCGCUCUUACCACCCAAAGACCACCAGAAUUCGCUUUACAGGAUCAAAUGAAACCCCACCAACAAUACGCAGAUGCCAACAAGUUCAUUCUAAGUCUGUUAUCUCAGUGCAAAUUCCCUAUGACCAGAUGGAAGAAAAGAUCAAGCUGCUGGAGCAGAGGCUGGAGAGUGUAGGGGAAAGGAGACCUGUCGUUGCCCUGGGCCCUUCUGAGGUUCUACAUCUGUUUAAAGAACCCUCCCUCCCUACAGAGGGACUGCUUCCCAAUGGGCUUCUCAUCCAGAGUUGGGUUCCUCUCUCCACCCACAGAUCCAACCUAGAGUUAUUGUUAAGACGGGGUGUUGCCUGGUUCUAUUCCCAACCCCUUGAUUCAAGGAGCGAAUGUGCCAUUCAGUUCAGUACUUCCGAUUCUCUUUAUACACACCAGGAACCUUCUGAACCCUAUCCAGUGCCUCUUCUCCACUCUUCUAGCCUCCCUAGCCCUUCCACUCUCUCCUGCGGGUUCCUUAGCCUGGGCACCCCUCCAUUCCCUGUGCCUCUAGGAGAUGGUAUUCAUCGGUUUGACAUUGAUUUAUUUGGAACUGAUCCUAUAUCUGCCCAAACCCAUGUCCUACACCAGCUGAUUGAGAUGCAACGAGUGCUGCCAUCAGGGGCCAACGUUGUUUGCUACUUGUUUGCUGAAAAGAUUCUGAGUCCUGAACUUACUCAGUUUUUCCAGGGGUUAGAGCCGUUCUAUGAAGUAACAGAACAACAGGUGUUUGAAAGAGAGGUAUAAUUCCCAGGAAACUUACUGUAAAAUAAUCUCUAAUUUCAUGAUACAUUACUUUAUGGUUUUGUUGGGCAAAGUUUAUACACAUCAGAGGGUCUGGCUGAUUUGGCUGAAAAUACUACUAUGUGCCAUACCUAAAUGUGUCCCAUCACAAGGUUUAUGUAAUUCUUAAAUGUUCAAUUAUUUUUUUAUUUGUAUUUUUAAUUUGGUGCUUAUUUUUAUUGGCAAUGAGCUGGACGCAACAAUUGCCCCAUUAUUUGCCAAUAUUUUCAUAAAGCUGGUACCUAUUUUUAUUUUACAUAAAAAUAGGUACCAGGAUGGACUUGGCUGGCAGCAUACAGGGAAAAAAACCCAGUACAAUCUCUGCCUUUAUGGGUCCUGCCAACCUAGACCUGCUCCCUGUGUUUGGUGUUAUUGCUCCCCCACUCAUUUAAUGCUGCCCAUCCACAUCAGUUAAGGACAGCAAGAUAUAUAAGAAUGUAUGUUGUUGUGCGGGUGAGGGAGACAGAUGUCAGGAGGGGGCCCUGAGGUUACAAGGGGGCCCUUCCAAUUGCAGACCUUGUUGGCCAAGGAGACCAUAUCCUGACUGUGGCUUCUUAUUAUAGCUCUGUGGAUCUGCUUUUUAUUAUCUGAAAUGGAAUUUUGAUAUGAAAUUACAGAGCAUGCCAGUAAAUAUCUUCUUCUUGCACCUUCCAAUCUGUAAUUGUAAAAUAUGUAAAGUUGUUACCCAUGAGUAAUGUGAAGGCAUUACCCAUCCCUAACGAGCUCGGGGUAGUGAAUGUAUUUCUACCCCUGUUCCCUAGUCUAUAUAAUGAAAAUGAGCAGAUGCUUCUGUCUGUCUUUCCAUGUUAGAAAUGUUAGAUGGUGUGAGCUAGUGAGGGCAGCCUUGUGCUCCACCAAAGUUAUGAAGCAUGGGGUAGUUUAUAGGGCAACACCCACCAUAUUAUAAAGACUCCAGUAGAAAUAAAGAAUAAUCAUUACUAGUAAA